CUCAGCCUCCCAGCCCUGGCAGCCUGGCGCCCAGCUUUUCCCAGCUGCUCACUAGCGGGGCGCCGGGCCCGCACCCUCCACAGCCAGACGCGCUCCAUGCGGCCACCCGCCAUGUCCGGGCACUUUCUGCUCGCACCCAUCCCAGAGUCGUCCUCCGACUACCUUCUGCCCAAGGACAUCAAGCUGGCGGUGCUGGGUGCCGGCCGCGUGGGCAAGAGCGCAAUGAUCGUGCGCUUCUUAACCAAGAGAUUCAUCGGUGAUUACGAACCCAAUACAGGCAAGUUGUAUUCGAGGAUUGUGUAUGUGGAGGGAGACCAACUAUCCCUGCAGAUCCAGGACACCCCUGGGGGCAUCCAGGUCCAAGACAGCAUCACACAAGCUAUUGACUCCCUGUCCAAAUGCGUGCAGUGGGCAGAGGGCUUUCUGCUGGUCUACUCCAUCACAGACUAUGACAGCUACCAGUCCAUCCGCCCCCUUUACCAGCACAUUCGGAAGGUUCACCCUGACUCCAAGGCCCCCAUCAUCAUUGUGGGCAACAAGGGGGAUCUUCUGCAUGCCCGGCAAGUGCAGACUCAUGAUGGCAUUCAACUUGCCAGUGAACUGGGCAGCCUGUUCCUAGAGAUCUCCACCAGUGAGAACUAUGAAGACGUCUGUGAUGUGUUUCAGCAUCUCUGCAAAGAAGUGAGCAAGCUGCACAGCCUCAGUGGGGAAAGGAGAAGAGCCUCCAUCAUCCCCCGGCCACGAUCUCCCAAUAUGCAGGAUCUCAAGAGACGCUUCAAGCAGGCUCUGUCUUCCAAAGCCAAAAGCCCCUCCCCUCUGGGCUGACCCAUCUCAAACAGACUUGCCUCUUACUAGGUAUCCAUGCAGCUCCAAAGACUGGGGGCCUCUCCUUUUAACCGCACACUCAGAGUUUAUUUUUAUACAAACCAUGAGUUUUUCAAGUUAUGUGUAUGUCUAAAAAUUCAGAUACUGAUGGUCUAGAAGUCUGAUUUUUUUUUUUUUAAACAAAAUUCUUUUUUUUUUUUCUUUUACUGUAACUGCUAGCCACUUUUCCAUUAAAGGCAAAAUGGCAACAUUG
Molecule: messenger RNA, 1078 nt
Organism: Erinaceus europaeus (western European hedgehog)
Lineage: Eukaryota; Metazoa; Chordata; Mammalia; Eulipotyphla; Erinaceidae
Gene: RASL11A
Product: RAS like family 11 member A
Exons: 4
Coding region: 97-825 (242 amino acids)
Molecular function (GO): GTPase activity; GTP binding
Source: RefSeq, a predicted model, not a curated record